GACUGUUAGGAUUAUAAAUUCUCAAAAGGCCACUCAACUCCUGGAGCUGGAUCCCCGAAAAUCUACUCUGUCAGCUGCUGCAGUUGCUACCAUUCUCAGGACCCUCAUCAUGAAAGGCCGCCUGCUGUUCGCCUUGUCUUCUCUGUUCUGCUGGGUCUCAGCUGAUAUUCGCUGUCACUCCUGCUACAAGGUCCCUGUUCUGGGCUGUGUGGACCGGCAGUCCUGUCUCCUGGAACGAGGACAAAAAUGCCUGACAACAAAUGUGUACCUCGCUAAGUUGUGGGUUUUCUCCAACCUUCGCUGUGGCACACCAGAAGAGCCCUGUCGGGAGGUUUUCAACCAAACCAGCCACAAGCUGGGGCUGACCUAUAACACCACCUGCUGUAACAAGGACAACUGCAACAGCCCAGCCCCUCGGCCCACCCCAGCCAUAGCCCUGGUCCUCCUUACCUCCUUAGCUGGCCUUGGUCUCUGGCUGCUGCACUGA
Molecule: messenger RNA, 487 nt
Organism: Pteropus alecto (black flying fox)
Lineage: Eukaryota; Metazoa; Chordata; Mammalia; Chiroptera; Pteropodidae
Gene: LY6G6C
Product: lymphocyte antigen 6 family member G6C
Exons: 3
Coding region: 110-487 (125 amino acids)
Cellular component (GO): external side of plasma membrane; protein-containing complex
Source: RefSeq, a predicted model, not a curated record